This is a messenger RNA of Wasmannia auropunctata (little fire ant), 505 nucleotides long. Its product is annotated as cyclin-dependent kinase 11B-like. Lineage: Eukaryota; Metazoa; Arthropoda; Insecta; Hymenoptera; Formicidae. The transcript has 2 exons. The record is from RefSeq and is a predicted model, not a curated record. The coding region runs from base 124 to 450 and encodes 108 amino acids.
AAUUUGAAUCACGUGACAUUUUGCUGCUGCUGCCGGCUGCGUGCUGCGUAUGAAAAGGCACCUUAAUUUGUAUGCGUGUAGACGCGCGUCACGUAUGUAGGAUUCAAACUCCAUCGUGGUACGAUGAGCGUUACUGGCGUGCGAGUGAGGAUAUACGACGAGGAAAAAUGUAUCCACGAGCGCGAGACUGUUCGGUCUGACGGGAACAAUCUGAAAACGCUGAUGCGGAAUCUGCGAGACGUGCAGUCGGAAGUCAAUGAUUUUUUAACCACGCUAAUUCAACGGCGAGACAUGUCCGCCCGGUCCGCCGAUGAAAUGGCGAGUCAAUCAGUCCCCUCAGACAUAGAGUUGGACUCGGUUGAGGAGGAAGAGGAAGAAGAGGAGGAGGAGGAGGAGGAGGAGGAAGGCGAGACGCGGGCUAACCCCAAAAAAUGCAAGUUGUCGGUUUGAAUCGUGUAUUCCGUUAAUAAAUGUAACUACAUCGUUGAUGCUCUGAUGAAGCGUA